CACUAUCAAAACACUAUCGUAUUUUUAAUCAGUCCAUAUAUAAAUACUGCAUUGAAAUAUAUAAUCAUCAUAUACCACUGUAGAAGUCACUCGAAGUCUGUUUAAAAAGAAAAAGAAAUAUGUUCAAAAGUGUUUUGUUAUUCGGGUUCGCAUUUGCGUUAGCUAACGGUGACCCGAUCCCGACCUCAAGGGUGCUAAGAAAUGGAGAAUUCAAUAGAUAUUACUUAUACAACAGACAAGUUUCCGCAAGCGGUGUUCAGCUUACAGUGACUGGUACACCAAGCACUGACAUAUUACCCGGUGUCACUACGGUGGUUGUCAUCCAUGGCCACGGAGGGACCUACCAGGCUUCACCGAACCCUGAUAUAAGGAGAGAACUUCUUGAACUCGAAGAACAUGUGAACGUGAUAGCCGUGGAUUGGUCGAUUUACGCAUCUAUGUCGUACACUUCUGCCGAUAACGCAAUUAUGAGUAUUGGCGAGCAUAUAGCGUCCUUACUGGUCUUCCAAGAUAUACUUCCGGGAAAUGUUCAUAUAGUUGGCUUCAAUCUCGGAGCUCACAUCGCUGGAGUGGUCGGCAAAAGCCUGAGAGGAAUAGCUAGGAUUACAGGCCUGGACCCCUCCACAACCACCACGCCCCUCGCCAGGACCGACGCUCUAUACGUGGAGGUGAUCCACACGGACGGUGGUAGUGCCCUCUCCAACGGCAUGGGGGUCAAGAUGGGCCACGCCGACUUCUUUCCCAAUGGCGGUAACUGGCAGCCAGGGUGCGCCACCUUGGAGUGCAACCACAACCGCGCCUGGCAGUAUUUCACUGCUUCUAUAAAUGACAACCCCUUCUUGUCCUACUGCUGCAAUAGUAUUUGGGAGAAGGACGUCAAUCUAUGCACUGGAACGCAUCUGUCUAUGGGGAAUAACAGACUGUCGAAGACACCUUGUCAGAGUGGUAUUUAUCGAGUGAACACGGGCAAUUCCUACCCUUACUUAUAAACAAAUAAUCAUGUUUAAUUCUUGGAGGGGUAUUCAGAGACUUCACGUUUCCCACGCCAAGAUCACCUGAUUCACAUCGUUGUAUCAUAUAAUACUAUUUUGUUAGAUCACUGUUAUGUAUAUAUAUACAUACAUAACAGUGAAUGUAUAUAUAUAUAUAUACAUAACAGUGAUCUUACAAAAUAGUAUUAUAUAAUACAACGAUGUGAAUCAGGUGAUCUUGGCGUGGGAAACGUGAAGUCUCUGAAUACCCCUCCAGGAAUUAAACAUUAAACGUAUAUUGUAUAUUAAACGGAAAUUUGUUUAUUUUUAAUAA
Molecule: messenger RNA, 1305 nt
Organism: Amyelois transitella
Lineage: Eukaryota; Metazoa; Arthropoda; Insecta; Lepidoptera; Pyralidae
Product: pancreatic lipase-related protein 2
Exons: 6
Coding region: 120-989 (289 amino acids)
Molecular function (GO): lipase activity
Source: RefSeq, a predicted model, not a curated record